GGAGGGGAGAAAUAGAUGCUCCGUAGUUUCUUAAAUUUCGUAAAGUUGGUGUGUUGCCGAACAGGUCCUUAGUCUCUUGGAUCCAAGCACCCUCUAAGAUUUGACAGGUUACCUAAAAAAAAAAACACCUAUUCCACUCGCCAGCAACAACAAUCUACCGCAAUGGAGCAGAGAGUGGAGGAGCUGUCGGCGGCGCUCAAGGCGAUUCAGGAGCAGAACACGGCGAUCCUGAAGGCGGUGGAGGCAUCCACUACCAUCUUCUCGGAGAUCCAACCGGUGGUGGUAGAUCUGGCGGCAUGGAGGCCGACUCUGGAGCAGUCGAUUGCGGAUCUUCGGCACGAUCUCGAAGGAGUGCGCAAGGAAAUUGACACCGUCGCGCGAAACCUCGUCCUCGCCCUCAAGCCAUCCGACUUCCCACCGAUCCUUCCCAAGCCAAGCAGCGCGCCGUUCCCCUACUCUGGCAGCAGCGCACCAGGGCCAGAUGCCCGCCCCAUCGAUCCAAUUCACCGAGGGGGUGGCUCUUGGGUGAUUACCACCUUAAUCCCUCCUCCAAUCACGGGAAGAAGCUCUGGAAAUAUCCAAACGACAAGAACCAAGGAGAACAGAUGGUGGUUCCGGGAGCCGCUCCCAUCUCCGAGGAGCCAUGCCCCUGCGUGCACCACCCGCGUGACCUCCUCCCAACAACAACACAACAGCUAAGGAGAGGCGUGCAGUGGGAGGAGAUGCAUCAAAAUCAGAACAUUUAGUGGAGGACAUGCUGACUACCCUAAGAGCCUAUCGGCGUGCCAUAGGGCUCUGUUACAUGUGUGGUGAGAAGUGGGGCCAAGAUCACAAGUGUGCUGUAGCUGUGCAACUCCAUGUGGUGCACGAGCUAUUCGACAUUCUCGGAAUGACAGGUUCCGACACCAUUGACACACAAUCAGAAACUGCUAGUGAGUGUCAUAUCAUUUCUCGGGCAGCAGUGCAAGGAUCCGUGGCACCCGAGACAAUCAGAUUGCAAGGGCUAGUGCAGCAACAACAAGUGUUGAUGUUGGUCGAUUCUGUCAGUUCUCACAGUUUUAUCAGCGCAGAUCUAGCAGUGAGGUUGCAGGGAGUUUGUGUCACCUCCAAUGUUCUCAAAGUGAAGAUAGCUGAUGGUGGUCAGCUGCUCUGCAAUCAAGCCAUUGCGAAGUGUAAACGGUCAGUCCAAGAACACAAAUUUUGCACUGAUCUUAAGGUUCUUCCUUUGGGUUGUUAUGACAUGAUCAUUGGAAUGGAUUGGUUGGAGCAAAAUAGUCCCAUGGAUGUGCAUUGGGGACACAAGUCUAUAUCAUUUGCGCACCAUGGCAAGAGGAUCACUCUGAAUGGCAUUCAACCACAAAAUCAAGAGUGUUAUUCAGUGUCUUUAGACCAACUUCAUUUCCUUCUGCCUGUAAUGGAGCGCACCAACUAGUUCAAGUGCAAGCAGUGGAUGAUGUUCAAAAAAAAGGAAGCCAGAAGAAGAUUGCCUAGCCCAUAUUGCUCAGCUGUUGAAAAAGUUUGAGGCCAUUUUCGCUGCACCAACAGGACUGCCUACAGCAAGACCAUUUGAUCAUAAGAUCCCUCUUAUCCCUGGAGCUCAGUCGGACAAUAUAAAACCAUAUCGGUAUAAUUCUUUCGAAAAGGAUGAGAUUGAAAAACAAGUAAAGGAAAUGUUACUGCAAGGCAUAAUUCAACCCAGCUACAGUCCAUAUGCUUCCCCAGUGUUGCUUGUACAGAAGAAAGACCUCACGUGGCGAUUAUGCGUCGAUUACCAUCGGUAGAAUACCAUCACCGUAAAGGACCGUUUCCCAAUGCCGGUUAUUGAGGAGCUUCUGUAUGAAUUGGCUAGAUCCAAAUGGUUCACAAAUUUGGAUGUCAAGGCAGGCUAUCAUCAGAUUCGUAUGGCCCGAGACGAUGUAUCCAAAACUACUUUCAAAACUCACUUGGGACAUUAUGAAUUCAAGGUCAUGACUUAUGGGUUGUCCUAUGCUCCAGGAACAUUUCAAGGAGUCAUGUGUUUCGUGCUUGCGUCGUUGCUACGCCAUGGAGUGUUGGUGUUCAUCGAUGACAUUUUGGUGCAUAAUGAAACUUCGGAGGAGCAUGUACGUCUUCUCAGGCAGGUCUUUGAAUUGCAGGAAAAGCAUCAACUCGAGGUAAAAAUGUCCAAGUGCAAGUUCGCUCAACAAAAAUUCACAUACUUGGGGCACAUGGUGAGUGGAGAUGGGGUAGCCAUAGAUGCAAAGAACAUCGCUGCAGUUCGCGACUGACCUACACCAACCGGAAUCAAACAAGUAUGGGGUUUCCUUGGCUUGGCAGGUUAUUACAGGCGUUUUGUGCUUAACUUUGGAUUGAUUAGCCGACCUCUUACAAACUUGUUGAAAAAUAAUACAAUGUUUGUGUGGAGCACAGAAGCUGAAGAAGCCUUCCAACACCUAAAGAAAGUACUCAUUACUGCGCCAGUGCUAGCUUUUUCUCAGUUUGAGAAGCCCUUCGAAAUUGAAACAGAUGCCUCAGAUUUUAGCAUUGGGGCAGUUCUGAUUCAGGAAGGACGCCCAUUGGCAUUCCUUAGAAAAGCUCUUGGUCCCAAAAACCAUGGACUGUCAACAUAUGAAAAGGAGUGCAUGGCCAUUCUGAUGGCAGCCGACCGAUGGCGCUCGUACAUACAAGAGACAGAGUUUAUUAUUUGUACUGACCAGAGCGCAUUAUCUCAUUUGGGGAUCAGAGGCUUGUCGCACCGUGGCAGAGGAGGGCUUAUACCAAGCUUAUGGAACUGCAAUAUAAGGUGUUGUAUCGCAAGGGCAUUGAAAACAAGGUCGUUGAUGCGUUAUCUCGUAGAGAGCUAGAGAUCUCAGCUGUGUUAGUGGUAUUGCCAAUCUGGUUAGUUGAAGUGGUGAAAGGAUAUCAGUCUGAUGCCCAUGCUCAAGAGUUACUACGACAAUGCAUCCUGAGCAAUGAUCCAAGUUCCAGCUUUAUGGUGCGUGAUGGUGUGAUCCUGUACAAAGGGCGCAUUUGGGUGGGAAACAGCCUUCGAUGCAGCAAAAGAUCUUACAGGCAGUGCAGGCAAGCGCUACCGGGGGGCACACCGGAAUUCAUGCCACAUGCAACCGGCUCUGGCGUCUGUUUGCUUGGCCAGAUAUGGGGAAAGUGGUGGUGAAAUUUGUGUGUGACUGCAACAUAUGCAAAGAAGCUAAAACAGAGCGGGUGCAUGCCCCUGGUUUGCUAGAACUACUGCAUGUUCCCCCUCAUGCAUGGCAUAUGAUUACUCUGGAUUUUGUCGAGGGCCUUCCUCUGUCCCGAGAUUAUUCUUGCAUCAUGGUUGUGGUGGAUAAGCUCACGAGAUAUGCUCAUUUCAUCCCUCUGGCGCAUCCUUUCUCAGCUAUUCAAGUGGUGAAUGCCUUUAUGACAAACAUAUACAAGCUCCAUGGUCUGCCGUAUGCAAUGGUUUCAAACCGAGAUCGAGUUUUCACCAGUACACUGUGGAAGGAGUUAUUCAAGCAAGCAGGCAUGGAACUGCGAACGUCAUCAUCUUACCACCCUCAGACAGAUGGAACAACUGAGCGUGUCAACCAGUGUAUGGUGACGUAUCUUCGUUGUUUUGUGCAUUGUUGCCCACAGCGUUGGUUUCAAUGGAUUCAUCUAGCAGAAUUCUGGUACAAUACUGCUUCUCACUCGGUGUUGUGCUCUUCCCCGUUUGAGGUACUCUACGGCCAACCCCUCUUUAUUUUGGGAUCAAUGAUGCUUCUGCCAUGGCACCACUGGAUCUAUCUACGUGGAAGCAAGAGCGGGAAGUGAUGGCAGUGCUCUUGAAACAACACCUUGAAAGAUAUAGGCAAAGAAUGAAAGAUCAAGCCGAUAAGAAGCGUUCGGAACGGUCUUUUGCAGUGGGAGACUGGGUGUUUGUGAAGCUGCAGCCUUAUGUCCAGGUGUCUGUUGCUGCCCGAGCUAACCAUAAACUUUCCUUCAGAUUCUUUGGUUUGUUUUAGGUUCUGGCUCGGGUCCGCAACGUAUCUUAUCGCCUACAGCUGCCAGAAGGGAGUCGAGUACAUCCAGUUUUCCACGUGUCUCUGCUUCGUGGCGCCUUGCCGCCAAACAUGGAAGUGGUGACAGGCGCUACCUGAACCACCUGGGCCUCACUGCCCACCAGAUUUUCCUAAGCGUGUGCUGGCACAACGAUUUGUGAUGAAGGGUAAAUCCAAGAUUCCUCAAGUUCUGAUCAAGUGGUCGUCUCAACCAGAAGCUUUGGCGUCGUGGGAGGAUUUCUUCGUGCUAUGAAGUCGUUUUCCAAGUUCAACGGCUUGGGGACAAGCCGUGUUAGAAAGGGGGAUGUCACGACCACUACUUCCCAUCCAGGGACACAAGACACCCCAAGACCUACUACCGAGGCGACAAGGCCCAAGAGGAUAAAGAAGCCCAACAUGCUAUUUGAUCCAGCGACGUGGGAGCUAUGAGUGAUGGAUAAGGAGGCAACCGAACAGUGAGUCAGGCACGGAAAUGUAAUAGGCUGAACCUCUCUCUCUCGACCCCUCCUCUCUGUAUUCCUGAUCCCCUUCUUCCCUCAAACCCUAGCCCUGAAUUCCUCUUGUAUUGCCAUGAUUGAGUAGAUUGAGCAAGAGGGACAUAAAAGAGUGCAAUCACAUAUUUUACAAGUUUGUGCACCAAA
Hordeum vulgare subsp. vulgare (domesticated barley) is the source of this 4660-nucleotide messenger RNA. RefSeq lists its product as uncharacterized. The record is from RefSeq and is a predicted model, not a curated record. NCBI's taxonomy places the organism in Eukaryota, Viridiplantae, Streptophyta, Magnoliopsida, Poales, Poaceae. The transcript has 2 exons. The coding region runs from base 163 to 699 and encodes 178 amino acids.